AUGUAUGGCAGAAAAGCUGACCAAACGACACCAGGUCUGUCGCGAAAUCCUCCUCUCCGACUUCCCGUUCCCCACCAGCAACGCAGACUCGCAUCCGAAGACCGCAGCAGCGAUGGCAAUCAACGCUCCAAUCCGGUCCUGGAAGAAUACAAACGCAAACAUCCCGACAAGCCCGCCAAGCAAGAGAUACCAGAGGGAGUAGGCCAGCCGGGAGACAUUGCGGCGAGCUCCAUCUUCGAAGACGAACGACGCGCAAGCUCGCAGCAAGACGGAACGACGGGGACAGAGGAGGAAGAAGUAACAAGAGUCGGAGGCAUCGUGCGGGACCCCGCGAACAUCGCGCGGGUCUUGAUGCCCAAACCGCACGCCCGGGAGCGAUAUGAAAGGAAGAAAGUGAUCCAGAUGGUGCGGAAGGGAGCGAGGUUGACGCCGAAGCAAUUCGUCAAACGCACGGAACGCGAACAUCUGAACAAGAGCUACGAGAUGAAGACUUCGGUCAAGAAGCUGGGGAUGCUCGCGCGACAGAUUGCAGGCAAGCCGAUCGACGAAGCGAUUGUGCAGAUGCGCUUCAGCAAGAAGAAGGUCGCGCAGGAAAUCCUCAAACAAUUGGAAUUCGCCCGGGACGAAGCCGUCGUCAUGCGCGGAAUGGGACUCGGGAACGCCGCGGCGGCGGAGGACAAGGACAAGGACAUUCUGAACGACACCUCAUCCGACGUGACGGGUCUCGCGGACGGCGAUCUGGAAGAAGCCAAAGGCCGACAACGCAAAACCGCGGCGCCCAUCGACAUCCAGCUCAAAGACGGCAAGCGGCACCGCGUGACGGACCUCAGCAAGAUCUACAUCGACCAAGCCUGGGUCGGCCGUGGCAAGUACGGCAAACUCCCCGACUACCGCGCGCGCGGCCGAGUCAACAUCAUGCGCACGCCCUGGACGAGCAUCAGCGUGGUCUUGAAAGAAGAAGCGACUCGCGUCCGCGAGUACCAAGAACGCGAAGCCAAGCGGCAGAAGCAAUUGCGCGAGAAGGUCUGGAGAGCGCUGCCCGACCGACCGAUUCAGAUUCAGAGGCAGUGGUAUAGCUGGUAG
This is a messenger RNA of Lecanosticta acicola, 1083 nucleotides long. The record is from the annotation of a GenBank genome assembly. Lineage: Eukaryota; Fungi; Ascomycota; Dothideomycetes; Mycosphaerellales; Mycosphaerellaceae.